This is a messenger RNA of Pyricularia pennisetigena, 123 nucleotides long. RefSeq lists its product as uncharacterized. The record is from RefSeq and is a predicted model, not a curated record. The transcript is spliced from 2 exons. Lineage: Eukaryota; Fungi; Ascomycota; Sordariomycetes; Magnaporthales; Pyriculariaceae. The coding region runs from base 1 to 123 and encodes 40 amino acids.
AUGCUAAAAAGCCUAUCCGUCAAUCUUAGUGUCAACGAGAUCGCGGCGAACCAAACUGUCGGGAACGCUAAGUCGACACUAGAUCAGCAGCGUCCCAUGCCCGAAAGGGGCACGGGCGGCUAG